Messenger RNA from Plasmodium gonderi, 4020 nucleotides. RefSeq names its product DNA-directed RNA polymerase II 135 kDa polypeptide. The record is from RefSeq and is a predicted model, not a curated record. NCBI's taxonomy places the organism in Eukaryota, Apicomplexa, Aconoidasida, Haemosporida, Plasmodiidae. Gene Ontology annotation, biological process: DNA-templated transcription. The transcript is spliced from 2 exons. Gene Ontology annotation, cellular component: RNA polymerase II, core complex. Gene Ontology annotation, molecular function: ribonucleoside binding; DNA binding; DNA-directed RNA polymerase activity. Bases 1 to 4020 code for a protein of 1339 amino acids.
AUGGCUGUAAAGAUUGAACAAUCUUAUUUUUCGAAUGAGUUUAAUAAAUCAGGUGAGAAUCAGGAGGAGGUUCAGGAAACAGAUGAAGAAAUCACAGAAGAAGACAGUUGGGUAGUGAUCGGGUCGUUCUUUGGAAGUCAUGGAUUGGUGAAUCAGCAAAUUGAAAGUUAUAACGAUUUUAUAGAAUACAGGAUGCAAGAAAUAAUUGAUGAACAUCCACAGAUAGAAAUAAAACCACAACCACAAUACAGAUCAGAUAGGGAUGAUAAUAAGAAUGUUAUGUACGCUUUGAAAUUCGGACAGUUGUCAUUAGAUAGACCUUUUUAUGAUGAAAAAAAUUUAAGUAAUAAGAACUUAUGGCCACAAGAAGCAAGAUUGAGAAAUUUAACUUACUCAUCUGCUAUAUAUAUAGAUAUUGAACAAAGUACAUACAUUGUGGAUGAAGUUACAAGAAAACAAACUUUGAAAGAGAAAUUCCUCUAUGAACGUAUAAAUUUAGGAAGAAUACCAUUAAUGUUGAAAUCUAUGUUUUGUUGGACUAAGGGAUUGCCAGAGAACGAAAUUGCAGACAUGGGUGAAUGUGCACUUGAUCAAGGAGGUUAUUUCAUUGUUAAUGGAGGUGAGAAGGUGCUUGUAGCACAGGAAAGAAUGGCUCAUAAUUUUAUUUAUGUAUUUAAAAAAAAACAGCCAUCUAAAUUUGGGUGGGUAGCUGAAAUAAGAUCCCAGAUGGAAAAGUCUCAAGCCACAUCAGCUUUUUCUGUAAAGAUGAAGACAAAAGCUGGUUUUAGAGGUUCUGGAAGUACAGGUUCUGUCCGAUCAGGUGGACAGCUAGUUGCUACCUUGCCAUAUAUAAGAACCGAAAUAUCUGUUGGAAUUCUUUUCAGAGCAUUGGGGUGCACAUCGGAUAGGGAUAUUUUGCAAAGAAUAGUGUACGAUUUUAAUGACAAAAUGAUGAUUAAUACAUUAAGGGAGACUUUAGAAGAGUGCAUAGAUUAUCCAACACAAGAAGUUUGUCUGGAUUUUAUUGGAAAAAGAGGACCAACCGUAGGUGCAUCUAGGGAGAAAAGGAUUUUAUAUGCAAAGGAAUUGUUGCGUAAGGAAGUUUUACCACAUAUGGGAACAAGUCCAGGAGUGGAAAGUAAAAAAUCAUAUUUUAUUGGAUAUAUGAUAAAUAGAUUAUUAUUAGCUGAAUUAGGUAGAAUUAAAGAAGAUGAUCGGGAUCAUUUUGGGAAGAAAAGGCUAGAUAUUGCAGGUCCAUUAAUGGCUAGUAGUUUUUCAACUUAUUUUAGAAAAAUGGCCAAAGAUGUAAGAAGAGUCUUGCAAAGGCAAAUUGAUAAUAACAAACCAUUUGAUGUUGCAGGUGCAGUUAGGAGCUGUUCACAGAUUACACAAGGAAUGCAAUAUCAACUAGCUACAGGUAAUUGGGGUAAAGAUAAAGAUGGAAAAGUUAUAAGAACAGGUGUUGCACAGGUUCUUAAUCGAUUGACGUAUUCGUCUUGCUUAUCACAUCUGAGGAGAUUGAAUACACCAUUAGGUAGAGAAGGAAAAAUGGCCAAACCAAGACAAUUGCAUAAUACACAUUGGGGAAUGAUCUGCCCUUUUGAAACUCCAGAAGGACAAUCAGUUGGACUUGUAAAGAAUUUGUCACUUAUGUGUGACAUAAGUGUUGGUACAUCUACUAACAAUAUUUAUGAAUUUCUUCUAGAAUGGGGUUUGGAAUCAUUGGAUGAAGUUCCACCUCAAUUAAUGAAAGAAAAAGUGAAAUUAUUUCUAAAUGGAAAAUGGGUUGGAUGUUUUAACCAAAUUGAUAAUUUAAUUGAAACUUUAUACGAAUUGCGAAGAAGAUGUGAUAUAUCACCAGAAGCUUCCAUAGUAAGAGAUGUGAACAGUAAGGAAAUAAAAAUAUUUACAGACUCAGGAAGAGCUAUGAGACCUUUAUAUGUUGUGAAAAAUGUGAAAGGAGAAAAUAAAUUAAAACUAACAAAAGAACAUGUAAAUAAUUUGAAAGCUCAUCCAGAGACAUAUAAUUGGGAUUAUCUCAUACAAGAAGGAAUUAUAGAAUAUAUAGAUUGUGAAGAAGAAGAGACAACUAUGAUAAGUAUGUUUAUUGAUGAUUUAAAAACAGGAACAGGUUAUUAUAAUAACUACACUCAUUGUGAAAUUCAUCCUUCUCUAAUAUUAGGUGUCUGUGCAUCUAUCAUUCCAUUUAGUGAUCAUAAUCAAAGUCCACGUAAUACUUACCAGAGUGCUAUGGGAAAACAAGCUAUGGGUAUUUAUGUUACAAACUUUAACAUUCGAUUAGAUACACUAGCUCAUUUGCUGUACUAUCCACAGAGGCCCCUAGUUUGUACAAAGGUAAUGGAAUAUUUACGCUUUCGUGAGUUACCAGCUGGUAUAAAUGCCAUUGUUGCAAUUAUGUGUUACACAGGAUAUAAUCAAGAAGAUAGUCUUAUAAUGAAUCAGUCUUCUAUUGAUAGAGGUCUCUUUAGAAGUGUAUUUUAUCGUACAUACACAAGUGAAGAAAAACAACAAGGAAGUUUAAUUAUUGAAUCUUUUGAAAAGCCAUCUAUGAAAUUUGUUAAAAAUUUGAAAAGAGGUGAUUAUACUAAACUUGAUGCAGAUGGAUUGAUUGCUCCUGGUAUAAGAGUCUUAGGAGAUGAUAUAAUUAUUGGGAAAGUAUCUCCAAAUAUUGAAGAUGAGGAUGAUAUAAUAAUACAAAGAAAAGUUCCAAAUGUUCAGACCAACAUGAUGAUGGGAUACAACAACACCAAUGGUGUUGCAUCCUCUACAUCAAAUGAAUUUAUCUCAGGAAAAGAUUCAUCAGCAAGUAGUAUGAUCAAUGGAUCUGUUGGUAGUGUUUAUGAAGGUCCAUUUUCCCCCUAUGCAUCUUCCACAAUAAAUGCAGGAAAUGUAUUAGAUACUAUACCAGAUUCUCCUAUGAGUGAUAAAUAUUGUAGUGGAUCUGUCAGCCCAUCUGUUUCCCCUGAAAGUAUUGCAUCACCUACUCCAAGUAGUACAACCAUUUAUAGAACUGGAAAUACUUUAUCUAGUUUGAAUAGCCCUAAAUAUGGAUCCACAAUAGUCACGAAUUCUACAAAAGAUGACACUGAGGCUCCUACACUAACUAUUAGUACAUCAAGUGUACUAAAACAAUAUAAAAAAGAUUGUUCUUUAGGUUUAAGAGAAAAUGAAAAUGGUGUUAUAGAUACAGUUAUGUUAUCUUCCAAUAGUAGAGGUAAUAAAUUUGCAAAAGUGAAAGUGCGUUCUGUACGUAUUCCUCAAAUUGGUGAUAAAUUUGCAAGUAGACAUGGUCAAAAAGGAACAAUUGGAAUUACAUACAGAACAGAAGAUAUGCCAUUCAGUUCAGAUGGAACUUUUCCUGAUAUUAUUAUGAACCCACAUGCAGUUCCUUCUCGUAUGACUAUUGGACAUUUGGUUGAAUGUCUAGCUGGAAAAGUAGCUGCGAUUGAAGGAGCAGAAGGAGAUGCAACACCAUUUUCAAAAAUUACUGUUCAAGAAAUUUCUCAAAGAUUACAUAAUUUAGGAUAUGAAAAAUAUGGUAAUGAUAUUUUGUAUAAUGGUCAUAAUGGGAAAAUGUUAAAAUCAAAAAUAUUUAUAGGGCCAACAUAUUAUCAAAGAUUAAAACAUAUGGUGGAAGACAAAAUACAUGCAAGAAGUAGAGGUCCAUUAACUAUGAUUACGCGACAACCAACAGAAGGAAGAUCAAGGGAUGGGGGUCUUAGAUUUGGAGAAAUGGAAAGAGAUUGUAUGAUUUCUCACGGUUCUGCAAAAAUGCUAAAAGAGCGAUUAUUCGAGGAGAGUGAUGCAUAUCGUGUACACGUCUGUGACAACUGUGGUUUAUGUUGUAUAGCAGAUAUUAACAAGAAUGCUUAUGAAUGUACCGUUUGUAAUAGUAAGACUAACAUUUCACAGAUAUACAUUCCAUAUGCCUGUAAACUGCUCUUUCAGGAGCUCAUGACAAUGGCCAUAUAUCCUAAGCUUGUGUUGGAAGAUAUGUAA